Molecule: messenger RNA, 2677 nt
Organism: Hippoglossus stenolepis (Pacific halibut)
Lineage: Eukaryota; Metazoa; Chordata; Actinopteri; Pleuronectiformes; Pleuronectidae
Gene: slc20a1a
Product: solute carrier family 20 member 1a
Exons: 11
Coding region: 451-2355 (634 amino acids)
Biological process (GO): phosphate ion transmembrane transport
Cellular component (GO): membrane
Molecular function (GO): phosphate transmembrane transporter activity
Source: RefSeq, a predicted model, not a curated record
ACUCCACACGGUGCAGGCUACUGGACUCCCAGUCUCCUCUGACUGACAGCUGCUGGUAUCAUCCUAUCUCUCUCUCUCUCUCUCGCUCUCUCUCUCUCUCUCUCUCACACACACACACACACACACACACACACACUUGACGGCUGCUGCUGCUCCUGGUUCACAGUCUGACUGCAGGACACACACACUCUCCCUCUGGUCUCACACUGUGUAUCCUCAGAGGCUCCCUGUCACAAUGGAUCCCUCCCUUAUCUCUAUGAUUUUUCAUUUUAUGAUGAAGCCUGCAGACAGACCCCGUAUACCUAGCUAGCAAUAGAUUUUAAUUUCCUCCCAUAAGCUCUUUGAGACGUGGACUAAGGGGUUAUUUAAUCCUCUUUCUGGUCAAAAUUUAAUUACAACCUCAUAGGUCGCCCAUUAAUUUGAAACCGGUUUAAUUAAAUUAAACUAUAAAUGAUGGAUACAACUACACUAGCAACCCUGGCUGCUGCCGCCACUGUGGCUGUGGCCACGCAGACGGACAUGUCAGGCUACCUGUGGCUCGUGGUGGUGGGCUUCAUCAUCGCCUUCAUCCUGGCUUUCUCCGUGGGGGCAAACGACGUGGCCAACUCCUUUGGUACGGCGGUGGGCUCUGGGGUGGUCACCCUGCGCCAGGCCUGCAUCCUGGCCAGUAUCUUUGAGACGGUGGGCUCAGUGCUGCUGGGGGCCAAAGUCAGCGAAACCAUCCGGAAUGGCAUCAUUGAUGUGCAGAUGUACAACGGCUCAGAGCAUGUCCUGAUGGCGGGAUCUAUAAGUGCAAUGUUUGGCUCUGCUGUGUGGCAGCUGGCUGCUUCGUUCCUGAAGCUCCCCAUUUCUGGAACCCACUGUAUUGUUGGAGCUACAAUUGGCUUCUCCAUGGUGGCCAGAGGUCACCAAGGGGUCAAAUGGAUGGAGUUACUGCGCAUUGUGUCGUCCUGGUUCCUGUCACCUGUGCUGUCAGGCAUCAUGUCGGGAAUUCUCUUCUACUUCAUUCGCAGAUUCAUUCUGAAUAAGGCCGACCCUGUACCAAACGGCCUCAGAGCUCUCCCCGUCUUCUACGCCAUCACCAUGGGCAUCAACCUGUUCUCCAUCAUGUUUACAGGAGCACCAAUGCUGGGUUUUGACAAAGUACCAUGGUGGGGCACACUGUGCAUUUCGCUGGGCUGUGCCUGUGUCACUGCUUUGUUCGUUUGGUUUGUCGUCUGUCCACGCCUCAAGAAGAAAAUCAAACGAGAAAUCGCUCCUGCUCCAUGUCAAACUCCUCUAAUGGAGAAGAACUCCUGCAAACCUGCACAAGCUGAGCAGCCGGCAAUCCCACGCGAGCCUCAACCCCAGGCCCCCCCACCAGACACUCAAACGGUGGCGUUCAAACUUGGAGGUUCGGAGGAGACUGAUCUGGACAACAACGACAUGGAAACCAAAGACCUGGAUCUCAGCGGUGGUCUGAACGGCAACGUUGGCCCCAUGAUGAUCACUGAUCCUCACAGCGGCCGCUCUCACACCAUCCACAAGGACUCGGGCCUGUACAAAGACCUGCUCCACAAGCUCCACGUGGCCAAAGUGGGUGACUGCAUCGGUGACAGUGACACGGAGGAGCGGCCCAUCAGGAGGAACAACAGCUACACCUCUUACACGAUGGCCAUUUACGGCAUCCAAGGAGAGCCUAAGCACAAGGACCUCGACGGUGGGCUUCAGAGAAGACCCAGGGUGGACAGCUACAGCAGCUACACCUCAGCAGUGACUUGCGGGAGCACAGUGCAGGAAGGGAAUGUGACCCAGGAGGCUGGCGUGGUCCCCGCUGAGGAGGAGGAUGAGCUGGAGGUGGACCAACCGGCUGUCUCGCUGCUUUUCCAGUUCCUGCAGAUCCUCACCGCGUGCUUUGGCUCCUUUGCUCACGGAGGGAAUGAUGUCAGCAAUGCAAUCGGCCCAUUGGUGGCUCUGUGGCUGCUGUAUGACAGCGGCUCUGUGGUGUCCAACACACCCACACCCAUCUGGCUGCUUCUGUAUGGAGGAGUGGGCAUCUGCGCCGGUCUGUGGGUGUGGGGCCGCAGGGUGAUCCAGACCAUGGGCAAAGACCUUACCCCUAUUACCCCCUCCAGUGGGUUCAGCAUCGAACUAUCUUCAGCGAUCACGGUCGUUGUGGCCUCCAACAUUGGUCUUCCUAUCAGCACAACGCAUUGCAAGGUGGGAUCUGUGGUGGCCGUGGGAUGGCUGCGCUCCAGGAAGUCCGUGGACUGGCGUCUGUUCAGGAACAUCUUCAUCGCCUGGUUUGUCACGGUUCCUAUCUCGGGCCUGAUCAGCGCUGCCAUCAUGGCUCUCUUCACAUAUGUUAUCCUGUGAGUUCUCUCCCUGUCACUUCAGCUGGCCGAGCCGUGCUCCUCCGAAGGACCGAUGAAACCCGCAUGAAUGAAGAGGUUCCAUCUGGUCUCUGUCAGAGAUGUAUAUUUUAGCAUUCAAGGCCAUUUCAAGGUCAAGCCAGUGAGAUUAUCUCAUGAAUGUUGCAGGAUAAAAUCCACUAUCCAAAGUCUUUCAUACUGUGUAUCCCUUUGUACAUUUGUAUAAAAACUAUAUGUAUUAAAAAUCAAACAAUUCAAAUGACAGUUAUGUUCUAUGUUUAUGUAUUUGGAUAUAAUAAAACAAGGCGCUGCUUGAUUUGAAGAGA